This is a messenger RNA of Macadamia integrifolia, 4320 nucleotides long. Its product is annotated as proteasome adapter and scaffold protein ECM29. The transcript is spliced from 21 exons. Lineage: Eukaryota; Viridiplantae; Streptophyta; Magnoliopsida; Proteales; Proteaceae. The record is from RefSeq and is a predicted model, not a curated record. Gene Ontology annotation, cellular component: cytoplasm; nucleus. Gene Ontology annotation, molecular function: molecular adaptor activity. The coding region runs from base 16 to 4005 and encodes 1329 amino acids.
GGUUGUGAAUGUCACAUGGUUUUUCUUGGGUCAUGUAUAUUGACAGAUGAACACAUUGGCCUUAUUCUUUGUAGGGAAAUGGCUCUUGAAGGUCUCUUUCCCACGAAAGAUGAAGAGAAAACCAUGAGUCAGAAUUGUGACCUUAAAUAUCCUGAUCUUGGAGAGAUGCUAGAUUUUAUUUGUAAACAGCAGCCAAGAUUGUUGGAUUCCACCGGAAUGGGAGGGGAAGCACUUAUUUUUCCGUCAAAAAUGUAUGUGGUUAUGAUUAAGUUUUUGCUGAAGUCCUUUGAGGCAGGUUUUCAACAGGAUGGCACUGUUGGGGGGACAUCUGAAUUUAACUCCUCGGUGGAGACACUGUGUCUGUUGCUAGAACAUGCUAUGGUAUAUGAAGGUUCAGUUGAAUUGCAUGCUACUGCCUCAAAAGGAUUAAUUGCUAUUGGAUCUCAUAUGCCUGAGAUGAUAUCUACACGCUAUGCGGGGAAAAUUUUGUGGUUAAAACAACUACUAGGGCAUUUGGAUUUUGAAACACGUGAAUCUGCAGCACGCUUACUUGGAAUAGCUUGCUCUGCUCUUUCUAAUGCAGAAGCAUCUGCUCUUAUUUCUGAACUUGUUUCCUCCAUUAGCGGAACACAUAAUUUAAGGUUUGAAGGUCAUCAUGGUGCAUUGAGUUCGAUAGGAUAUGUUACUGCAGAAUAUAUGUCAGGAACAGGGCCUAUAUCAGAGGAACUGCUUCAACGAACGAUUAAGUGCCUUGUAGAUGUGGUUAAUUCUGAGACUGCAACAUUGGCUUCCAUUGCUAUGCAAGCACUAGGUCACAUUGGACUGUGUGGUUCAUUACCUAUGCUUGUUCUUGAUUCUGGCUCGGAUGGUGUUUUGACAAUUUUACGUGAAAGGUUGGCGAAGCUACUCUCUGGUGAUGAUAUCAAAGUUACCCAGAAAAUUUUGCUUUCGCUGGGACACAUCUGUAUGAAAGAGACAUCGUUCCCAGUUAUAAGUGUUGCCCUUGAUUUAAUUUUCAGUCUUUGCCGUUCAAAGGUUGAAGAAAUACUCUUCGCUGCUGGAGAGGCUCUUUCAUUUUUGUGGGGUGGGGUUCCUGUGACGUCUGAAGUGAUUCUCAAAACAGAUUAUACAUCCCUUUCCCUCUCGUCAAGGUUUCUAACUGGUGAUGUGCCUUCAUUUCCAUCAAGGCGCAUGUCCACUGAAGAGAGUGAAGCCAGUGAGGAUUGCCAUACCAUGGUCAGAGAUGUAAUAACUAGAAAGCUUUUUGAUGUUCUUCUGUACAGUAGCAGAAAAGAAGAGCGCUGUGCUGGGAGCGUGUGGCUCCUCUCACUGACAAUGUAUUGUGGGCAUCAUCCGAAAAUCCAACAAUUGCUUCCUGAAAUUCAAGAAGCAUUUUCACACCUCCUUGGUGAACAGAAUGAGCUUACUCAAGAGCUUGCAUCUCAAGGCAUGAGUAUUGUGUAUGAGCUUGGUGAUGAAUCAAUGAAGAAAGACUUGGUAAAUGCACUUGUUGGAACACUGACUGGUUCUGGGAAGAGAAAAAGAGCCAUUAAGCUUGUUGAGAACUCUGAAGUCUUUCAAGAUGGGGCCAUUGGUGAAAGUCUUACUGGAGGGAAACUUAGCACCUACAAGGAGCUCUGCGGUUUAGCAAAUGAGAUGGGAAAACCAGACUUGAUUUACAAAUUUAUGGAUCUGGCCAAUUAUCAAGCUUCUUUAAAUUCAAAAAGGGGUGCUGCGUUUGGGUUUUCCAAGAUAGCGAAACAAGCUGGGGAUGCUCUUCAACCACACUUACGAUUACUAAUUCCCAGGCUUUUCCGUUACCAGUAUGAUCCUGAUAAAAAUGUGCAGGAUGCGAUGGCACACAUCUGGAAGUCACUUGUGGCAGAUUCAAAGAAAACUAUAGAUGAACACUUGGACCUAAUUAUUGAUGAUCUAUUGACUCAAUGUGGAUCCAGGCUUUGGCGCUCACGAGAGGCUUCUUGUCUUGCCCUUGCAGAUAUAGUCCAAGGGCGUAAGUUUGAUGAGGUAUCAAAGCAUUUGAAUAGAAUAUGGACAGCGGCAUUUCGUGCCAUGGAUGAUAUAAAGGAAACUGUACGGACUUCAGGAGAUAGUUUAUGCCGUGCUGUGAGUUCAUUAACAAUGAGAUUAUGCGAUGUUUCACUUACCCCAAUGUCAGAAGCAAGGCAAACAAUGGAUAUUGUUUUGCCUUUCUUGCUAGUUGAAGGGAUAAUGAGUAAAGUCUCCAAUAUCAGAAAGGCAUCCAUAGGAAUGGUUAUGAAGCUCUCAAAGGGUGCUGGGAUUGCAAUUCGUCCACAUUUGCCAGAUCUAGUUUGCUGCAUGUUGGAAAGUUUGUCAAGUCUUGAAGACCAGGGGCUUAAUUAUGUUGAGUUGCAUGCUGCAAGCAUUGGAAUCCAGACUGAGAAGCUUGAGCAUAUGCGAAUUUCAGUUGCGAAGGGCUCUCCCAUGUGGGAAACUCUUGACCUAUGCCUUAAAGUUGUUGAUGCAGAGUCAUUGGAUCAAUUGGUACCUCGCCUUGGUCAGUUGGUUCGCUCUGGGGUUGGACUGAACACAAGGGUUGGCGUUGCUAGCUUUAUUACCUUACUUGUUCAAAAAGUCGGUGCUGAUAUAAAACCAUUCACAAGCAUGCUUUUGAAGAUCUUGUUUCCUGCCGUUAAGGAGGAGAAAAGUAGUGCAGCAAAACGUGCCUUUGCAAGUGCUUGUGGAGUCACAUUGAAGCAUUCAGCUCCUUCUCAGGCACAGAAGUUUAUUGAAGACACUGUAGGGUUGCAUACUGGUGAUAGAAGUGCUCAGAUAUCUUGUGUGGUUCUGCUGAAGAACUUUUCACAACUGGCUGCAGAUGUUGUGAAUGGAUAUCAUGCGACAAUCAUUCCUGUUGCUUUUGUUUCGAGAUUUGAAGAUGACAAGGAUGUCAGUGGCCUCUUUGAGGAGUGGUGGGAAGAAAAUACGAGCAGUGAAAGAGUCACCCUUCAAUUGUAUCUGGCUGAAAUCGUCCCUCUUCUUUGUGAGGGUAUUGGGUCAUCAUCAUGGGCAAGUAAGAAAAAGUCAGCCAAAGCAGUCAGAAAGCUGAGUGAAGUUUUGGGUGACUCUCUUUCGCCUCACCAUCAUGUCUUGCUAAAAUCUCUUCUGAAAGAAGCAUCUGGUCGUUUGUGGGAGGGAAAGGAUACUAUUUUAUAUGCAAUAGCUGCUCUUUGUACGUCAUGCCACAAGGCUAUUUCUGUUGAAGAUCCCACAUCCCUGAGUUCCAUUUUGAGUGUAAUAUCAUCAGCAUGUACCAAAAAGGUCAGAGCAUACAGUGAAGCUGCUUUCUCUUGUCUGAAACAGGUUGUAAAAGCAUUUGGUAAUCCAGAGUUAUUUGUUAUGGUUUUUCCUUUAUUAUUUGAUCUGUGCAAUCAAAGCAUUGUUGGAAAGCCUGGGCAAGCAACUUUGUCCAAUGACGCGAGUAAUACAGGAGAGGAGAAAGCAGAAGAUAUUUCUCCGUCACAUGAUAAGGUUCUGGACUGUAUAGCAUCUUGUAUAAGUGUAGCACAUUUAAAUGACAUACUUGAACAGAGGAAGAACUUGAUGCAUGUGUUUUUAUCUGCACUUGCUCCUGGUUUGCCAUGGACAGCCAAAGUUUCAAUAUUUUCAUCAAUUAAAGAGCUCAGGUCAAAGUUCCUUCCCAUUGUUAAUGACUCUCAGAACAACUCUCUACAUGCUGGCGCAGCUUCUUUCAUUCAUGAGAUGUUUCACUCUGUGUCACCCAAAGUAGUUGAAUGCAUAAGCACAGUAAAGAUUGCACAGGUUCACAUUGCUGCUUCAGAGUGCCUUCUAGAAUUGACCGAGCUGUACAAAGUAUUUACUCCAGUACAGUGGAAAGAUAUAGGAUUUAAAAAUGAGCUCAUUCAUCUAUGUGAAGUGGAAAAGAAUGAAUUGGCAAAGUCAACAUUAAGGAAAUGUAUCAACAUUAUUGAACAUCUUGAGCAAGGAAGUGCUCCAGUGGUCUGACUUUAUAUCAAACAGAGAAGCCAUAAUGCUCUUUGUAGAUAGCGUAGAAGGUUUGAUCAGAUGGUCUGUAACAUAUUCCAUUAUAAAUCUUUACAUAUUCUAGCUUUAAUCAGUGCAUUUUCUUUCCCUUUUCACUUCCUUUUUUCAGUAUCAAAUUAUUAGUGAAAAUUUGAGUGUAUACUAUUUGUGAUUUAUCUUGGAGGCUAUGUUUGAUUGCAAGAAAAAUUUAAAGGGAAGAGAAUUGAAAAUUUCUAACUUGAACAAGAAACUUAUGUAAUUAUUACCUCGUGUGAUCUCAUGUGAUUGUUUAAACUA